This is a messenger RNA of Sclerotinia sclerotiorum 1980 UF-70, 219 nucleotides long. RefSeq lists its product with no specific name. Bases 1 to 219 code for a protein of 72 amino acids. NCBI's taxonomy places the organism in Eukaryota, Fungi, Ascomycota, Leotiomycetes, Helotiales, Sclerotiniaceae. The record is from RefSeq and is a predicted model, not a curated record. The transcript is spliced from 3 exons.
AUGCGUGCUUCGUAUCACGUGUAUAAAGAACCAUUGGCCGAUGGUGCGAAGGCUAGACCGACCAAUCAUCCACAUGCGGGUAAUAGUAGCAUAUCAGUCCUUGAGAUAUGCAACAAAAUGCGGAAAAGCUUCAUCACAAUAUGCAACAUAUCGCUGGAAAAUGAUAUUUAUCACAUGGAGGAGUGGUUAUUGGGUCCGGAAGCAGGAGUGAGCUUAUAA